Oryzias latipes (Japanese medaka) is the source of this 1972-nucleotide messenger RNA. RefSeq names its product calreticulin 3b (gene calr3b). Gene Ontology annotation, cellular component: endoplasmic reticulum membrane; endoplasmic reticulum. Lineage: Eukaryota; Metazoa; Chordata; Actinopteri; Beloniformes; Adrianichthyidae. The record is from RefSeq and is a predicted model, not a curated record. Gene Ontology annotation, biological process: ERAD pathway; protein folding. Gene Ontology annotation, molecular function: calcium ion binding.
CGCUGGAGCCACUCUGAAAUAUCUCCUCCGCUUCCUCCUCGUCACUUCUGCCUCGUCUGCGUCUGUGCGGCUGCAGAGCUGAAAUUACCGGUUAAAAUGAACACUUUGAGUUUAUUUGUGGGUUUGAUCGCUUUGUACUGCGUACAUGCAAAGAUCUACUUCCGGGAGGAGUUUCUAGACGGCGAUGAAUGGAGAAGUCGCUGGGUGAACUCCAAACACAAGUCUGACUACGGAGAGUGGAAGCUGACGGCGGGGAACUUCUACGGAGACGCAGAGAAGGACAAAGGUCUGCAGACCAGCCAAGACGCUCGCUUCUACGCCGCCUCGGCCCGCUUCGAGCCGUUCAGCAACGAGGGGAAGUCUCUGGUCAUUCAGUUCACGGUCAAGCACGAGCAGAAGAUCGACUGCGGUGGGGGCUACGUGAAGGUCUUCCCGUCCGACCUGGACCAGACCGACAUGCACGGAGACUCCUCCUACUACGUCAUGUUUGGCCCCGACAUCUGCGGCUACACCACCAAGAAGGUCCACGUUAUCUUCAAUUACAAGGGCAAGAAUCAUCUCAUCAAGAAGGAGAUCAAAUGCAAGGAUGAUGAGUUCACCCACCUGUACACACUGAUCCUGAACCCAGACCAGACCUACCAGGUCAAGAUUGACAAUGAGAAGGUGGAAUCUGGAAGUCUGGAGGAGGACUGGGACUUCCUGCCCCCCAAGAAAAUCAAGGACCCUGAAGCCAAGAAGCCAGAAGAUUGGGACGACCGUCCGAAGAUCGAUGAUCCCGAAGACACCAAGCCUGAGGACUGGGAGAAACCAGAAUACAUCCCAGAUCCUGACGCCAAAAAGCCUGAAGACUGGCAGGAGGACAUGGAUGGAGAAUGGGAGCCGCCGAUGAUCAGCAACCCGGAGUACAAAGGAGAAUGGAAGCCCAAACAGAUCGAUAAUCCAGACUACAAAGGAGCCUGGGUGCAUCCAGAAAUCGAUAACCCCGAAUACAGCCCAGACGCAAACAUCUACAAGUUCGACAGCAUCGGGGUUCUGGGUCUGGACCUCUGGCAGGUCAAGUCAGGGACCGUCUUCGACAACUUCCUCAUCACCGACGACGUGAAGGAAGCGGAAGACGUGGGCAAAGAGACGUGGGGCGCGACGAAGGAGCCGGAACAGAAAAUGAAGCAAGAGCAGGACGAGUUGAAGCGAAAAGACGAAGAGGAAAAGAACAAGGACCAAGACACAGACGGGGAUGAUGAAGAUAUUGAUGAAGACGAGGAAGAAUCAAAGGAAGAAGCAGAGGAGGCACUUUCAGAAACAGAUGAAGAUGCUCAGGCUAAAGAUGAGCUUUGAAGAAAGGUUGCAGUAGUGUGUGUGUGUGUGUGUGUUUUAUGUCCCACAAAGCCUGUGCGUUGGCGCUCAGGAUGGUUGUGGUUGCUGUGCAUCCUCUUCCUGCCAAAAGGGCAAAACCAAACUCUGGGGUCUAAUCUGGAAAUGGGGUCUUGUUGAUCUAGAACUUUACAUUUCUCGACAAUCCUAAACUACAAUCUGACUAGAACAAAAUAAAAGUCUGCUUUUGUAACAGAAUGCAGUCUGUUGGCUCUGCCACCUAGUUUGUUUUUUUAUUUCUUUUUCACCGGAAACCUUCCUAAAGUCUGUUUUUGAUUUGAGGUGUUGAAAGCGGAUUUCUGGUUCUGAACGGUGGUCACAAACGGGAGAAAUCCUCCUGUUCGGGUUCAUGUUGCAGAACAACGUAGAGGAAAAACGAAGCACAUGUGGAACCAAUGAAAGCGUUUCUCUGCUUUUUACAGGACAGAAUGUUUCUGAUACCAAAGUUUUUAAUAAAGAUGUGAUUUUUUUUUUUUUAUUGCAUAAACGUUUCUGAAGGGUUGUGACAGAAACGGCACUGUGGCGGUUGAGUCUUGAUUGACGCGAAUCGGAUGUUUGUCCUUAUUGUCAAAGGUACAACCAAAUAAAAGGUGCUCUCUGA